AUGAUCAUUAAGUUAAAAUAGAUACAAUUUGCUAUAACUAGUAUUGUAUAUAGUUUAAAUUAAACUGCUUUAAAUGUCUUAAGAAGGAAAAAAUCCAUAAAGAUCAUUUUGAUGAUGUUGAAAAAAUCAACACCUUAAGUGCAUUCAUUGAAUAUAAAAAUAAAGAAUGUGAGAAUUUGAUUGAAGAUCUUAAGAAAUAUGUGGGUAGUUUGAAUCAAUCAUUCUUUUUUUUAUUAAAAAGGGGAUCAGUUUUAAAUAUUCAUUGUAAAAAGAAAGAAUAGCAAGUUUAAAUUCAUAGCAAAUAAAUGACGAUUUGAAUUCAAACAUCAAAUUAAUUGAAUAUAAACAAUCAAUUACUCCCAUCAUUUCAGAUUAGAUUCAGAAAUUAAAUAAUACUUUUAAUAAUUUACUUGAAUAAUUAAAAUUAUCAUCAUUCAAUUAUUAUUAGAAGGAUGAUAUUUCUAUCAUAUUAUCAAAAGAAUUAUAUGCUAAAGGUAAAUAUAUUGAUAUAUUUCUUUAGGUUAUGAUUUAUUGGAUGAAUUAAUAUACUGA
Paramecium octaurelia is the source of this 552-nucleotide messenger RNA. Lineage: Eukaryota; Ciliophora; Oligohymenophorea; Peniculida; Parameciidae. The record is from the annotation of a GenBank genome assembly.